CACCAAGUGCUGGAGAUACAUUCUUAGGACACAGGUAGCUUUCCGACUCUCCCUGUUACGUGCGCUCUCUCUCACUUACUCACUCAUACUCACUCUGCGUGCUCCGGCGACGUUUCCGUACAAUCUAUCCGUUUCCGUACAAUCUCGCCGUUUCAUUCUCUCAGUCUAUUUCUCGCCAUAACAUUCGCAUUCAAAGAAUGGCCUUGCAGACAGCAAGUCCUCCAACGGCCCCUAGUGCCCAAGUUGUCGGAAACGCUUUUGUUGAGCAGUAUUACCAUAUUCUUCACCACUCUCCAGAGCUGGUUUAUAGAUUUUAUCAGGAUUCAAGUGUGCUAAGCCGGCCCGACGCCAAUGGUGUGAUGACAUCGGUGACCACCAUGCAAGAUAUCAACGAGAAGAUUCUUUCAUUCGAUUACAAGGAGUAUAAGGCUGAGAUAGAAACAGCCGAUGCUCAGAAGUCUUACAAAGAUGGGGUGACUGUGCUAGUAACUGGAUCUUUGACGGGCAAGGAUAACUUGAAAAGGAAAUUUGCACAAUCAUUUUUCCUUGCCCCACAAGACAACGGAUACUUUGUCUUAAAUGAUGUCUUUAGGUACGUAGAAGAUGGAGAAAUAUUAGAGAAUCGUCCAGUGAAUGGAGUUGAUGAUGCCACAAAAGUCCCCAUAACCGUAGACCCUGAGCCAACUCAUGUUCCUGAUCCUCCUACACCAGAUCCUGUAACUGUUCAUCAAGAAUUGGAUAAAAAUAUUGUCGAGAAAGGCUAUGAUGCAUUAGAGAAUGAGAGACAAUUUGUUCACGAAGAAGCAUCAGUUGUGGAACCCCCAUCUCAUUCACAUGGGAAUGACGUGCCCGUGGAAGUUGAAUCAGUUUCUAUGAUGAUCCCAGAGGAUGCUCCAAAGAAGUCAUAUGCAUCAAUCGUAAAAGUAGCAAAAGGGAGUCCGGGACUGACUAAAGUUUAUGUGCCAACUAAUACAGCAAAAGUGCCUCCUAAGAAAACUGAGAAUCAGUCUCACGGGUCACCAGUGCCUGCUUCAGUGCCAGAAGCAUCAGCACCAAGUAGCACCAGCACUCCAGAGAGUAGCAAUGACAAUGAGGAAGUUGAGGGGCAUUCUAUUUACAUAAAGAAUCUGCCCUUUUCUGUAACGGCUGCUCAGCUCGAGGCAGAAUUCAAGAAAUUUGGACCAAUAAAGCCAGAUGGCGUGCAAGUCAGAAAUAAUAAGCAACAAGGAUACUGUUUUGGCUUUGUCGAAUUUCAGUCGUUGAGCUCCAUGGAUAGCGCACUUCAGGCUUCACCAAUCACUAUUGGCGGGCGUCAGGCUGUUGUUGAGAUUAAAAGAACUACCAACCGAGUUGGUAGUAAUGGAAGAGGAGGUAGGUUCUCCUCGGGGAGGGGAGGGUUCCGGAGUGACAGCUUUAGGGGUCAUGGGAGUUAUGCCGGUGGACGGAGCUUUGGCAGAAACGAGUAUAAUAACAGAGGUGAGUUCUCUGGUCGAGGUAGGAGUUUGGCAGGGCGCGGUGGUGAUGGUUAUCAGCAAGGGAGAGGAAGAAGUGGCCGUCCAAGCGGUCCAAAGCACAAUGUUGCUGGUUCUACAUGAGAUACUUUUCCUGUUGAUUAUUAUUUUUUUCUUCUCGUGGAAGUUUCCUUUAUUUUUUUGAGGAAUUUUCUUUCAUGGAUAUUUAAUCCUAACAGAUGGUCUCUCGACUUUGAAAAUUACGAGGCAUCUUCUUUUGCCGUAGCUCUAGGAGUUCUAUCCAUUUGAGAGUUUUGGCACCUUUUUCCUCAAAUGUAGCUUUGCCUAGAUAUUU
Morus notabilis is the source of this 1806-nucleotide messenger RNA. Its product is annotated as putative G3BP-like protein. Lineage: Eukaryota; Viridiplantae; Streptophyta; Magnoliopsida; Rosales; Moraceae. The record is from RefSeq and is a predicted model, not a curated record. Gene Ontology annotation, cellular component: cytosol; ribonucleoprotein complex. Bases 198 to 1595 code for a protein of 465 amino acids. Gene Ontology annotation, molecular function: mRNA binding. The transcript has 9 exons.